AUGAACAACCUCAUUUCCUUCUCCCUUCUCAUCGCCUUAACCAUCGCCCAAGCCAUAGCGGAGUGCGUGCAACCGACCGGUAUUUCGAAUCCAUCUGCGUAUGCAGCGCUACCACCCAACAGCCCGUCACCAGCGGAUGCUGUCUUUUUCAAGCACAUUUUGCUGGCGCGUGUGGAGAUUGCAAAACGCGAGCCCCCAAUCCAAUUUUACUACGUCCAAAACAUCGUUUCUACCCUGUACAAUACUAUGGGCUCCUUCGAGGAACUCGCACUCGAUGCUUGGGGAAACGAUCAGCCGGUCAGGUUUUGCAACGACUCGUCGAAUUUUGCUUUGUACAGAAGCGUCGCCCUGGCGUACAUUACUCAUAUGUGCUUCUCAAACUCGUUUCCCGAACUGCGUGCUGAAUUCGAUUCUCUCGUGACACCGUGGGGUAUCAACCCAAAGUUGUGCACUGACUCGUCCAAGCCGAACGCUUGUGGAGAUAUCAAUACCCCAUGGGGCCUUGCAUUCUUGCGGUACAGGCAAUUUCUCGACUGGACAUCGCGCGACGGAUGGAACAGGGACGGGGCUAUCAGCCGUGAAUAUAAUAGAAUCCCGUUCCAGGACUGGACUCAGGACCCGUAUGUCCCUGAAAACACCCCGUGGGAACUCAAAAAGAAGGAAAACUGGCAGCCUCUUAUGGAGGACAAUAACAUAGGCUUCUUGUUUUAUCAAGAGCAUGUCACUGCGCAUAUUGGGCAAUACGGGCGGUCUCUCUACGUCGAUGAUGAAGACUAUUGUUCUGCUGAGGCCCCGAAGCCGAAGUAUAAAUACGAUGAGGAGCUCAGGGAACUCAUCAGGCGUUCGGCCGCAAUGGCACAGGAUGAUGUUGCUAAGGCGAAAGUUCAGAUAUUUGACAACAAGUUCUCUUCCCUAGUGUUCCUCCAAAUUGACUUGCUCUUUGCGAACGGCUUUCACGCAGACUCUUGGAAAUUCAUCGAGGCCGAUACAAUAAGUGCGGCUGCCUUGUAUGAAUCAGUUAUGCUUGUUUGGAAGGAGAAGAUCGCCCAUGACGCCUGUCGGCCGCCUUCACGCAUGGUAAGGGAUCUUGCUGGUCAAAAGAUAUUCGCGUAUGCCGGGGCUAAUCAAGGUAAGAAGCAGAUGCGAGCGGAAGAUUGGGAACCAUACAUUCGUACCAUGCCGCAUUCGGAGUAUCCAAGUGGCAGUGCAUGUUUCUGCGCAGUCUUUGCGGAGUCGAUGAAGCUAUUUUUCGGUAGCGACAAUUUUCUGGCUAAUGGAAAGCCGUCCCCGUUGUCUCUGAAAGUAGCGGCUGGACAAUCCCUUGUAGAACCGGGAAGACCAAGCGCAGAUGUGACUCUCGUAUACAAUUCAUGGAGCGCUGUUGCCGAAGAUUGUGGGAAAUCACGGCUUACUGGCGGGAUGCAUUUCACAGCUUCAGUGCCUGCAGGAGCAGCACUUUGUGCACCGUUCGGAAGGCGUAUGUUUGAUGUUAUCAAGGCUCUGUCCAGUGGAAGGAAGGAGGGCUUUAUUCAAGACUUCGAAAAGCCUCUGCAAAUGGAGUCGAGAUGUCGAAAGAGGAGAAGAUAG
Chondrus crispus (carragheen) is the source of this 1587-nucleotide messenger RNA. RefSeq names its product PAP2/haloperoxidase-like protein. Bases 1 to 1587 code for a protein of 528 amino acids. The record is from RefSeq and is a predicted model, not a curated record. Gene Ontology annotation, molecular function: peroxidase activity. Lineage: Eukaryota; Rhodophyta; Florideophyceae; Gigartinales; Gigartinaceae. The transcript has a single exon.